AUGACUUUAAUAAAAAAAAUUAUUAAGAAGACCUCUUUGAAGUAUGUAGAAAAGAUCUAAAAAAAAAAAUCAAAAGACGAUUAAAUAGUCUAAUUGUUAAAAUUUUUAAUUUAACUCACAACUGUGGAUGAAACAUUUAUUAAAGGUGGGUCAAAUGGACUAAAUUUAUUAGUAGGUUUGAAAUAUGAUCUGACGAACCAUUGCUUUUAAAACAUUCAGAUCAAAAAUAGUUGUUUGAUUGGCAGAAAUUUUGCAAGUUUUGAUUUAAGUGGAUCUAAAUUUGAAAAUGUUGAUAUUAGUGAAGUUAAUCUAAAUGGAACUCUAUUGUUAAAUUGUAAAUGGAAAAACAUUAAAAUACAUGAGUUGCACUAAUUGUAAGGGCAUACUGAUUGUGUUUUCUCAGUAUGCUUCUCACCAGAUAGAACUAAAAUGGCAUCUGGAGGUGGAAAAAAAAAUAUAAGGCGGUGGAGAUUGUUCAAUACGUCUAUGGGAUGUUAAGACAGGAUAAUAAAACACCAAAAUAGAUGGUCAUCGUGA
This is a messenger RNA of Paramecium sonneborni, 537 nucleotides long. The record is from the annotation of a GenBank genome assembly. NCBI's taxonomy places the organism in Eukaryota, Ciliophora, Oligohymenophorea, Peniculida, Parameciidae.